Messenger RNA from Nothobranchius furzeri (turquoise killifish), 772 nucleotides. RefSeq names its product 6-pyruvoyltetrahydropterin synthase (gene pts). Gene Ontology annotation, molecular function: 6-pyruvoyltetrahydropterin synthase activity. Lineage: Eukaryota; Metazoa; Chordata; Actinopteri; Cyprinodontiformes; Nothobranchiidae. Gene Ontology annotation, biological process: tetrahydrobiopterin biosynthetic process. Gene Ontology annotation, cellular component: mitochondrion. The record is from RefSeq and is a predicted model, not a curated record.
AGAGCGUGUCAGGAGCCAGCCCCCCAGGCUUUAAACGGGGACAUGUGAGCUUUAUUUACGCCCUAAUCUGAGCCAAUGAGCCCGGGUCACAUGGGCUUUAUAUCAGCACACCGCUCGCGUCAACCCCUUUCUCCUCAGCAUCAGCGCUCCGAUCAUGGCCGGAUUUCCAGCGGAGCGCAUCGGUUACCUCACCCGGGAGCAGAGCUUCAGCGCCUGCCACCGGCUCCACAGUGUCCACCUGAGUGAUGAGGAGAAUAAACAAGUGUACGGAAAGUGCAACAAUCCCAACGGUCACGGACACAACUACAAAGUGGAGGUAACAGUUCGUGGAAAGAUUGACCCCAUCACUGGCAUGGUCAUGAAUCUGACUGAGCUGAAAAGAUGCAUUGAGGAAGUCAUCAUGAUUCCACUGGACCAUAAGAACCUGGAUAAGGACGUCCCUUACUUUGCUGAUGUAAUCAGUACUACAGAAAACCUGGCUGUUUACAUCUGGGACAACAUGGUGAAGAUGCUUCCUGCCAACAAGCUGUAUGAGAUCCGGAUUCACGAGACGGAUAAAAACAUUGUUAUGUAUCGAGGAGAAUAAAAGCCGUAGCCUUGCAGGUGUGACUGUACCGCCUGCCCACAGGAGGCUGCAGCCUCCACCUACUCAGAUGGAUCGUGAAGAUCCAGAGACCGACUUCUACAUUCCAGCGUUUUUGUGACAAGUCCAGUGUUUCUAACGGAAGUUGACUUUUCUGCUGUACAAAAUAAACAGACUCAUGUGGCUUUA